UCAUUACCGAUGUUGUACUUACCUUGAGCAACGCGACGGGUGCAACUAGUCAGGGAGUAGGAUCUGCUUAGAAUUCCGUAACACCGGAGAUCACCCCAGUUUUUGGUGGGGUUCGUUUUGCUCAGUCUUUAGUUUUCAAGGUAGUUUCUUUUUUACUUGUAAGCCUUUGUCGGUGCACUAAUACUCGCGAGGCUUUAAAAAUUUAGAAAAUAGAAAAAAGUGUUAAAAUUUAAAAAUUAAAUGUGAUAAUAUUCGCUGGUGUGUACGUAUAUAAAUAAAAACUUUCAAGAUCAGAGGAAUAAAAUUGGGAAAAAUAUAAACUACAUAUAAUAACAUGAACACGGGUGAAACGAUCUGGAUAAUUUUUCGAACUAUAUUUUUUUUUCCUUAUUUGAUAUUGAUUGUAGCAUUAAACAUUUAAACAUAACCGCAUCACCGUAUUGAUUAUUGCAUGUUUUAUGUUAACAUUAUCAAUUAUCCAUAGUACUUGCUUGAAAAACAAGCUCACUGGUAUGGCCACAACACCUCAACUUCGUACAGGUGAAGAUUACAAGACGAUUUUUGAUGGAAAGAUUUAUGCAGAUACACUGUUCAAUCAAAUUGAAGUCGAGGGAUUUACUUUCACAGAGUUUAGACUUAAAACAUUACACAAAAUAUUUUCAAAAGGUACCAUUAAAGGAAAAUGUCUCCUAGAUAUUGGAUCUGGACCGUGUAUACACACAGUUAUACCGGCAGCAAAAUGGUUUGAUGAAAUAAUUAUGACAGACUAUGCCCCUUCUAAUAGAGACAUGCAAGAAAAAUGGUUGAAAAAAGAAUCAGGCGCACAUAAUUGGGACAUGUAUUUCAAAUACUACAGUAAACUAGACGGAAAUGAAAACAACUGGCAACAACUAGAGGCUGCUUUAAGACCAAAGAUUAAGAGAGUCUUUGCAUGUGAUGUAUUUUUACCAAAUCCCCUAGAUCCAAUCCAGUUAGAUCAAGUUGAUGUCAUUUGUACUAGUGCUUGUCUGGAAUCAGCCAGUUCAGAUAAGGAAAAGUAUGAUAUUGCAAUGAAAAAUGUAGUAUCUUUAUUGAAGCCAGGAGGCAAAUUGAUUCUGAUCGGAAUCCUGAACUGUACCCAUUAUAGCGUUGGAAGUGAAAGGUUUCAAUGCGUGUCCUUGACGAAAGAUGAUGUUGUAAACACCGUCAAAAAGAAUGAUUUAAAAAUUAUUGAAAUCUUUGAUGAUGAUAGUUCAUUUGAUGGGGAUGCUGCACCAUUCAACGGUUCUGUUAUUAUACUUGCUGAGAAAAAACAAACCUAGAUCGUUCAUGCCUAUAUUGCUGAGGUUUAUUUUUCAAAGAGACUUUCUACUUAUUGUGCAUACAACUGUUUUCAAAUAUAUACCAGUUCUAUAGUUGAAAUAUAUGUUGUCCGUCCAUUUAUUUGUGUAACAUACUUUGUUAUUCUUAAACAAAAAACUUAUCACGGUGUAAAGGAUGACUGACCUACAUAGAAAACCUUAAAAAAAUUUAAAUUAAAAUCAGAAUACACUAAAUAUUCCAUUGCACAUAUUAGAGUUCUAUUGCCAAUGCUCAUAUUACCGUCAUUGAACUCGUUUUCAUUUUUUGGCAUAUAACAUAUGUUAACAUGUGUUAGCAGCGUUAUUACUAAAAUUUGAGUGUUGAAAAGACACUUUUGUGUCUUGUAAGCUUCAUUCUUUUGAGAACCAAUUUGUUAUGAAAAUUGUGAUUUCUGUACUGUAUAAAUGACAUUAUUACGUACUUAGGUUCAGCAAAAAGCUUAGUAUUUAAUAUUUUUUUGUAAGUGUGUGUGUGAAUAGAUAUUAGGUGCAGCCAUGACAAGGUUUUUUUUUAAAUAAUGCACUCAAGCAAAAUAAUAAUAAUAAUAAUAACAGAUUUUUCGACGACAGAUUAUUUUCUGAUAACAUAAUCAACGGGGACUUAUUUUUUUAAAAAGUCUAAACCAUAAGACUUCCUAACCUUGAUAUAACUUGAGUUGUCUCUCUUGUCACACAUAACAUUUCCAAAUUGUCCACUUAUUACCAGUUCUGUCAUAUUCCAGGUUUUACUACUUGAUACUGAAUAUGACAGUACCAUCCGUACGACAGGAAAGUAUUGCCUAGCAGGAGAUGUUUACCGUGUUGAAACAUCUUGUCGUUCUUUUUUUUCGAUUUUUCAAACCCAUGUCUUUAAAAAAUAUUAAUUUUCAGCAACCAGUCUCCAUUUCUUAACCGAUGUAGAACAGUAAUUUUUUGCGUAUGAACAGUUUUAGAAUGCGUUUCUUCAUAUUUCAAAAUGAGUAGAUCAAGGGCGAUCUAUAGCUCUAUUGCACACCGUCAAAAUUAUCUUUAUUGUUGAUUUAUCAAUUAAUUCAAACGCACAGUUUUCCAUAUAAUUAUAUCCUUUCUGGAAAUAUGGUGCACCGCCAAGAAACGAAUAAUUUUAGAGAAACUUUCUAAUAGCAAUAUUUACUUAAUCAUACACAUUGAUAAGUUGUUUUUUGGUGCGGACAAAUGUUUCAAUCCAAAAUAUAUUCAAACGUUGAUUCAAAACAAGAUAAAAGAAUUAUUACAAAAUAAACAAAUUAUCUCAUGAUCUGUUUCUAUAGUCACUAGUCUAAUAUGUAAUUUGAGUUUAUCUUCUGAACACCUUUCAUCUAGUCAUUUCAGAACAAGUUCAGGAAUUAAAAAUGAAAAGAUAAAGAACAAUCUAUAGCUUUUUGUCCAUAGCAAAUCAUACCUUUCCUUUAAAGAUAUAUUCAAACGGACAGUUUUCAAUACAUAUGCAUUUGUGCACAGCCACCAAUUUAAGUAACUAUGAAACAAAUGUUUAAUAAAAUAUUAUGUCUCUUGUUA
Messenger RNA from Mytilus californianus (California mussel), 2855 nucleotides. RefSeq names its product indolethylamine N-methyltransferase-like. Gene Ontology annotation, cellular component: cytosol. Bases 459 to 1301 code for a protein of 280 amino acids. The record is from RefSeq and is a predicted model, not a curated record. The transcript is spliced from 3 exons. Gene Ontology annotation, molecular function: N-methyltransferase activity. Lineage: Eukaryota; Metazoa; Mollusca; Bivalvia; Mytilida; Mytilidae.